GAAGAGAAAUGAAUUGGUAGUGGUUAUGGUAAUGGUUAUGGCAGAGGAAGAAGAGAACGCGUUAUCGAGCGAACCAGAAUUUCCGAAGAGUCGAGUGAAGAAGAUAAUGACACUGGACAAAGACGUGAAGAGAGUGAGUUCAGAAGCGUUGUUUCUGGUGUCGAGAUCUACGGAGCUUUUUCUACAGUUACUUGCUGAAAAGUCUGCGGAAGUCGCAAUUGAGAAGAAACGGAAGACGGUGAAGCUUGAACAUAUAAGAAUCGCGGUGAAGAGGAAUCGGCAUGUAAGUGAUUUUCUUCUCGAUUCGCUUCCUUUGCCUUCUGAAGGAACUAAAUCUGAUAAUCCCGCGGCCGUUGUUGUUGAUAAAGGAAAAUCUGUUCCGGUUGGUACUCGCCGGAUUGAUCAUAUAUUCCGAAAAUCGGAAGCUCAAGUUGAAGCCGAGGCGCCUGAACCGGUGCCUGAACCUAUGGAAGAGUCAUAGGUUGUUUUCAAUUAUACUCUGUAAUUGAGGUUUUCUUCGUAUGUUAAUGAUUAGCAAAAUGAUUAGGGAAACGAUGAGAAUCUAAUUUGGAAGAACCUCUCCUUAAGAAUAUGUUAUGUUUUGUUUUUACAUA
Messenger RNA from Vicia villosa (hairy vetch), 614 nucleotides. RefSeq names its product DNA polymerase II subunit B3-1. The transcript has a single exon. The coding region runs from base 26 to 481 and encodes 151 amino acids. NCBI's taxonomy places the organism in Eukaryota, Viridiplantae, Streptophyta, Magnoliopsida, Fabales, Fabaceae. Gene Ontology annotation, molecular function: protein heterodimerization activity. Gene Ontology annotation, cellular component: nucleus. The record is from RefSeq and is a predicted model, not a curated record. Gene Ontology annotation, biological process: regulation of DNA-templated transcription.